GGGAAGAAAAAGGUGUGAGGUGGUUGGCUAUGGUGGAUGGCUUAUGGAGCUGGAGGAGGAAGAAGGUGCGAGGUGGUUUGCUAUGGUGGAUGGCUAAUGGAGGUGGAGGUAGAAGGCGUGAGGUGGUUGGCUAUGGUGGAUGGGUGAUGGAGGUGGAGGAUAAAGAAGACGCCGUAGCCGCCGCCGAGGCUCAGCAGGCUGCGGCAGAGGCAGAACGUCAGCGGCUGGCCAAUGAGGCGACAGCCAAAGCUCAGCGGACAGCUGAGACUGACGAAGCGACACGAAACAGACGGAAUGCCGCCAGCGCGGAGUCCCUGAUUGCUAGUGAGCAUCAGUGGACAACGAUACUCCAAGGCAUGAUCUUUGUGCCUACGGAAACGCAGGCGGAGCCAACACAGGCGGAGGCAGAGAGAAGUAACCUGGCUACCGUGAUGUUGAACGUAAUGAGGGGAGUAAUGUGGAACAACAAACUACUGCAGGCAUACCUGCACGCGGAACGACAGCAAAGACAGCAGUACCAGCAAGACUUGGCCGCUGUAACGACUGGCGUCCGCGACGCAGCAAUGCAGCAGCAGCAACAGCAACAGUUGAUGAACUCUACCAUCGCACGCAUCAACGGCAUUGAGGCCAAGGCCUCAGCAGCGCCAGGCUGCACGAUGGACGAGACGAAGCAAAUCAACGAACGCAUCGAUCACGUCGUUACCAUCAUCGGCGACAUAGGUGUUUUCAACGGACCGGACACAAUCAGCAGCACGGUGGCCGCCAUCAAGACGGACAUCACCAAGCUACAGACGAGACCGGACGCCGCUACAAAGACGUUCAAGAUGCCGCACUUCGACAUCUGCAAGUUCGACGACUACAACAAGUCAGACACUUUGACAUGGUGGCAACGUUUCCUCACGGAAGCAUCAUGCCGCACUGUCCCGGCAAAUGACAUGUUGAAGGCACUCUAUUUGCAACUGAUUGGAGGAGCGCAGGCAUGGAUGAACCACCUGGCGGCCCCCCAACUGAUGUCUUUUGACAUCCUCGACACCAAGUUCGACAUGAUUCUAGGCAUGUCUUGGUUGCGUAGCGCUGAUCAUCCGGUGAACUUCCAUGACCGAACCGUUCACAUCCGUGAUCGGAACGGAGUGUUAGUCCCAUGUACGGUCGCGACCCCUCACACUUCGAUUGCUUGUCACGUGGUUUCCGUUGCGAGAAUUCGCGACGCCAUUGCUCGGAAUGACGUCGAGGAGAUGGGCCUUGUAUUCUUACAUGCUCUCCCCUCGCCGGACGGACCAGCCUCGUCACCGCCGGACCCACGCAUUUCUCACCUCUUGGACGAGUAUAGAGACGUCUUCGAGGCUCCCACCGGAACGGUUCCGGAUCGGCCCAUACGUCACGGGAUCACUCUCGAGGCUGGCGUCGUCCCUCCGCGUGGAUGUAUCUACCGCAUGAGCGAAGAGAAACUCGAGGUGCUUCGCGCACAGCUCGAUGACCUUCUCGACAAGGGCUGGAUUCGCCCUAGUUGCUCGCCAUACGGUGCACCUGUUCUCUUCAUCCGGAAGAAGAACAAAGAUCUACAGUUAUGCAUCGACUAUCGAAAACUUAACGCACAAACCGUAAAGAACGCCGACCCUCUCCCUCGGAUUGAUGAUCUCCUUGAGCGGUUAGGCGGCGCGACGUACUUCUCRAAGUUGGACUUGAAGUCAGGUUACCACCAGAUUGAAAUCCAGCCUCAAGACCGGUACAAGACCGCGUUCAAGACGUGGUACGGACAUUUUGAGUGGGUUGUCAUGCCCUUUGGCCUCACCAAUGCCCCCGCAACUUUUCAAGCAGCAAUGACGACUGAGUUUCGCAACUUACUCGAUCGCAGCGUCCUUAUCUACCUUGAUGACAUCUUGGUUUAUAGUAGGACGUUGGACGAGCACAUCGUACACCUUCGCGUUGUUCUGAAUCAUUUGCGACUAGCCAAGUACAAAACGAAUCUCGACAAGUGCGAAUUCGCCAAGCAAGAGCUUGAGUACUUGGGUCAUUUUGUCACGCUGAAAGGCAUUCGUCCCUUAGCGGACAAGAUCCAAGCCAUCGUGGAUUGGCUGGAAACCCGUUGCACGACGGAUGUACGCUCUUUCAUGGGUUUGGCUGGAUAUUAUCAGCGAUUCGUCGAGUCAUACUCGAAAGUGGCCGCUCCUUUCUCAAGACUUCAGUCCCCGAAGGUGCCCUUCGAGUUCGACGACGCAGCCCGUGGCGCGUUCACUACGUUCAAGGCAGCGAUGCAAGCCGCACCUGCCCUCCGUAUAUACGACCCCACCCUACCCACCCAAGUGACUACGGACGCUUCGGGAUACGGUAUUGGUGCGGUGUUGGAACAGUGUCACGAGGCCGGUUGGCAUCCGGUUGAGUAUUUCUCCCAAAAGGUGUCUCUCGUCAACACUCUUGACGACGCUAGGAAGAAAGAGCUACUCGCGUUCAUCACCAUUCUCAAACGGCGGCGCCACUUUCUUCUCGGCCGUCGGCGUUUCAAAUGGAAUACGGACAGCAAUCCGUUGACCUUUUAUAAAACGCAAGACACGGUCACUAGCACGAUCGGUCGAUGGAUGUAUUACAUCGACCAGUUCGAUUUUGACCCGUGCCACAUUCCCGGACCCGCAAAUCGAGCUGCGGAUGCUCUCUCACGACGGCCCGACUUUUGUGCCAUUGUGACCACGGCAUUCGACCUCGAUGACGAUCUGCAGCCGCAUUUCGUCAAAGGCUACAAGUCCGAUCCGACUUACUCUCAGCUUUACGCAGAGCUUUCAUCGGAUCACCCGCCGGCUAGCCACUAUCGGAUUUCCGACGGGUUCCUUCUCCUUCACACGAGAGGAAAGGACUUGUUAGUUGUGCCCCAAGAUCGCAUCUUACGGACUCGUCUUCUCGGCGAAUUCCACGACGCACGACUUUCGGCACACCUUGGCGUGAACCGCACACUAGCACGCCUCUGCCAACGUUUUCACUGGCCCGACGUCCUUCAUGACGUCACGAGGUACAUUGACUCAUGUGCAGUUUGCCACCGAAACAAGGGUCGAUCUCGAGUCCCCUUCGGCGAACUGAAACCGUUGCCGAUUCCUCGGGCACCAUGCCUCUCCGUUGCUAUGGACGUGACAGACCCGUUUCCCCGCGAUCGCCACGGCCAUGACGGUAUUCUCACGGUCGUUGACCGUUUGAGCAAGUAUGCUCGCUUCCUUCGUAGCAAGUAUUAUGUUGGAGCGCCUGAGCUCGCACGACUCUUGCACACCGGUUGGAUUACCAACCAAGGUGUUCCGGAAGACAUAGUGAGCGACCGAGAUACUCGUUUCAUGUCAGCCUUUUGGGCUUCCCUCAUGGCUGAGUCCGGUAUGACAAUGAAACCGAGCUCGGCUCGGCACCCGCAGACGGAUGGUCAGACGGAACGAGCGCACCAGACCGCUCAGAUGAUGUUGCGUACGCUCAUCCGUCCCGACCAGAAAGAUUGGGUUGACCGGCUUCCCGACAUCGAUUUCGCCUAUAACACUUCGAUGCACCCAGCGAUCUGCGUCACACCAUUCAUGUUACAUCAUGGUGGAGAGAAAGCACGGAUCUUCGCUGAUCUCCUUUUGCCACAGGCUGCCGACAAAGACGUCCCUUGCUCUCCCGCUUUCGUCCGGAAGUACCGGGACUUGCUGAUCAAAGCCCGCACAAAUAUGCAAAAGGCUCAGAUCCGCAUGCAGCAGCAAGCUAACYGACGUYGAYUUCCAUGUCCUUUCCGYGAGGGAGACCUUGUUUGGGUCCUCUCCGAGGAAUUUGCRCUCGAGCAGGACGUUUCGCGCAAACUCCUUCCGAAAUGGUUCGGACCAUGGGAAGUCACUUCUGCCGUUGGAGACGAUCCCRCAGGUSCUUCCUUCGUGAUCAACAUUCCACCGCACCUGACAGUGCAUCGGGUCUUCCACGCAUCGAAGCUGGCCAUCUACACGCCACCUUCAAAUGACGAGUUUCCCGGACGUCGAUCACAUGAUCCGCCCUCCAUGGACGGACAUCAGGAAGUGGACCGAGUCACGACGCACCGCAAGUAUGGCAACAAGCCAAGGCAAUACAAAGUCGCAUUCAAACAAUGUGCGCCUGAUGACACUCGGUGGAUCUCCAGUAUAGAUUUGCAGACUUCUGCACCCCUUAUCUUCGCCGACUAUGAGAAGCGACGCCUUGCUAAGGACGCAGCUCGUCCCGCCCGACCCACCCCUGAUGAUGCGCGUGUGGGUGAGGAGCCUGAGCAGCUCACUCCAGUUUGGCCCACGCUAUUACAGGAUAUUCCGUCAGACUUGUGGACGGAGGACUUCAUGGUGGGUAAAGAGGGUGCGUUCGCCAGCGGCAUUGGUGGACGUCAGCACGUUCGCGUGAGGGACAUGGCGGACUACAUGCGGAGGAAGGAGACUGAGGUAGAGCGUGAUGUGCUCAUUGACGCCGAGGAGGAGAGGCGCUUGGCGCGGGUGCUAUGCGGGGAGGGGGAUAGCGAUGGAGUUGGGGAUGACAAUGGAGGUGUCGAUGGCAAUCGAGAUAGUCACCUCGAUUUGCAUGCAUUGAUAUUCCAUGACUACUUGGAUAAGUUUAUCAUCGUGUAUCUCGAUGACAUACUUAUUUUUAGUAAGACUGUCGAGGAGCACGUUGCACAACUGGACAAAGUCCUCAGUCUCCUGCGACAACACACGUUCAAGAUCAACGGUGAGAAGUGCGAGUUCAGUCGCACCCGUGUCUUGUACUUGGGUCAUGAGAUUUCCACGGAAGGGUUGAAGCCCAAUGACGCGAAGGUGGCCAGCAUUCGUGACUGGCCGCGUCCUCAGUCUGUGAAUGAGAUGAGAUAUUUCUUAGGGAUGACCGGCUACUAUCGCAAUUUCGUGCAGAACUAUAGCAUAGUUUCCGCCCCUUUGACUGUUCUGACCCGCCUUGACACCCCAUGGGAGUGGACUGAGAGAUACGAGGCUGCAUUCAAACAUCUGAAGCAUGCGUUGACGCAUUACGAAGUCUUGAAACUUUCUGAUCUUGAUAAGCCAUUUAUAGUAACUACGGAUGCUAGCCAAUUUGGCAUAGGCGUCGUUCUUGCCCAACAGGAGGGGAAAAAGUUGAGGCCUGUCGAGUACAUGUCCAAAAAGAUGCCAUCUCAGAAGUUGGCAAAGUCCACCUGUGAGAAGGAACUUUAUGCGGUGUCCAAGGCUCUGACCCAUUGGAGACACUAUCUCCUUGGGAGGUUCUUCAUCCUCAGGACUGAUCAUCAGACCGUGAGAUGGAUGAAAACUCAGUCGGUACUCUCUGACGCUCUCAAGUGUUGGUUCGAAGUCAUAGAGCAGUAUGACUUCGAGCCCCAACACAUCAAGGGCGAGUACAACAAGGUUGUUGAUGCCUUGUCGCGUAGACCUGAUUUCUCAGGUGCGCUGAUCACUGAGUUUGGGAUUGCGGACAAUGUUACUCAGUCCAUGGUGGAAGCCUAUCGUGAGGAUUCGUUCAUGUUUGAGAUCAUCCGCAGACUCGAGGCGAAGGACAAAGUGACUUCUGUGGAGUUUGAGUUGGUCAACGGCUUACUGUUCCUUGAGAAGGCUGGGAAUAAACGUUUGUCUGUUCCUAAUAGGGAGUCUUUGGGUAGUUUAUUUUUAGGAGAAUGUCAUGAUGCCACCGGACAUGUUAUCUUCAACAAGACUGCAGCCAAUCUGUUGUAGCGGUUCUAGUGGCCCACGAU
Chara braunii is the source of this 5698-nucleotide messenger RNA. The record is from the annotation of a GenBank genome assembly. NCBI's taxonomy places the organism in Eukaryota, Viridiplantae, Streptophyta, Charophyceae, Charales, Characeae.